Molecule: messenger RNA, 554 nt
Organism: Tinamus guttatus (white-throated tinamou)
Lineage: Eukaryota; Metazoa; Chordata; Aves; Tinamiformes; Tinamidae
Gene: ZFAND2A
Product: zinc finger AN1-type containing 2A
Biological process (GO): protein targeting to ER; proteasome-mediated ubiquitin-dependent protein catabolic process
Cellular component (GO): cytoplasm; endoplasmic reticulum
Molecular function (GO): zinc ion binding
Source: RefSeq, a predicted model, not a curated record
AUGGAGCUGCCGGACUUGGGCAGGCACUGCUCGGAGGUCGCCUGCCGGCGCUUGGACUUCCUUCCUUUGAAGUGUGAUGCAUGUGGGGAAGUCUUCUGUAAAGACCAUAUCCGAUAUGAUGACCACAAGUGUAGUUCUGCCUACAAAAAAAAUGUGCAGGUUCCGGUGUGUCCACUCUGUAAUGCCCCUAUCCCAGUGCAGAAAGGGGAAAUACCAGAUGCUGUGGUUGGAGCGCACAUGGAUAAGAACUGCAAAUACAAUCCAGCUCAGAAACAGAAGAUCUUCACAAACAGGUGCUUAAAGCCUGGCUGCAAAAGGAAGGAGCUGAUGAAGGUGGUUUGUGAGCAGUGCAGUGGGAACUUCUGUAUAAAACAUCGGCAUCCUCUGGAUCAUGACUGCAAAGGGAGUAGCCACCCCGUCUCCAAGGCUGGAUAUGCAGCUCUGAUGAGAGCCUCUGAAACUGCCUUCAAAUCACCAGGAGCAAUUGGAAUGCCCUCUCAUGGGAAUCUUCAGCACAACAGAUGCAGAUAGUAGAAGCUGUUCAUGCUCCUGGA